Messenger RNA from Stylonychia lemnae, 1224 nucleotides. NCBI's taxonomy places the organism in Eukaryota, Ciliophora, Spirotrichea, Sporadotrichida, Oxytrichidae. The record is from the annotation of a GenBank genome assembly.
AUGAUUGCUUACUUACCAGUAAAUUUUCCAUCUGUUUAUGCUCUGGAUAAAUGGGGAUCUCGCUAUGGUGUCCUAAUUGGAAUAUUUUUAACAACAGUAGGUCUUUGGUUAAGAUGUCUAAUAAACUAUAAUUUUAUUUGGGCUAUUAUUGGUCAAACAGUUUUGGCGAUUGCUUAACCAUUUACAUUUAAUGCCCCAGCCAAAAUAUCUGCAAACUGGUUCGGUGAAAAAGAAAGGCUCUAUUCUACUUCAGUUGCUGUAAAUGCAAAUACAUUAGGUGUUGCUAUCGGUUAUUUUAUUCCUGCUUUAUUUGUAAAAGACCAAGACGAAUUCCAUUAAGAAGAUGCAAAAAAUCACACUUGGCAGUUAAUGAUGUGUGUUGCUGCUGCAUCAACUGCCAUUUUAAUACCAGUUGCGUUAUCUUUUAAGGAUAAACCACCUUCUCCCCCAUCUUAUUCAUAAGUAUCUGAUAUGCUAAAAGUAAAUUAAUCAUUAAAAAAAGAUUUGGCUUCACUGAUAAAAAACAAAGGAUUUAUGCUAGCUUGUUUUGCAAAUGGAGGUGUUAUGGCUUUUUCAUACUCAUUCACCACUUUAUUUGCUUAGAUGAUCUCUAUAUACGGAUUUACUGCAUCUUAAAGUUCGUGGAUUGGAACAACAUACCUUUUGGCAGGAAUGGUAGGUGGUAUUUUAGCAUCAGUUUUUUUGACUUACAAGCCAAAUUAUAGGUUUUGCUCAAUUUUUAUGACAUUAAUGACACUAGGAACUUGUAUAAGUACGUAUUUUGCAAUUAUAAGCCUCAGCUAUGAGUUUUUGAUGGUUACAUGCGCAUUUAAUGGCUUUUUUUGUCUUGGAAUUUUUACGGUAGCAUAUGAAUUAGCAGUUGAGAUGUCAUUCCCUAUUGGAGAGGCAACAUCUGGAGGUCUCAUAAAUUCCAUAUCUAGUAUUUUUGGAAUUUCCCAAAUCAUGGCAAUAACUCCAAUUUUAGAAAGAGCUGAAAAAUAAGAUGUUAUGAUAACUACAUUAAUAUUCUCAGGAAUGCUACUACUAUCUUUACUGUUGUUUAUUUUCACAAAAUUUGAUCUUGCAAGAAUAAAAUUUGAGUAGUAGGAUAAGUUUAACAAUACUGGACUCGAAAUGAUGAGUAUGCAUAGAUUUAAUCAGAGUAUAGACUUAAAGAAUGAAAAUUUUUCCUCUAUAGCCCCAAUGGUGGUCGAGGAGGUCUGA